Messenger RNA from Dichomitus squalens LYAD-421 SS1, 1296 nucleotides. RefSeq lists its product as uncharacterized. The coding region runs from base 253 to 960 and encodes 235 amino acids. The record is from RefSeq and is a predicted model, not a curated record. The transcript has 7 exons. Lineage: Eukaryota; Fungi; Basidiomycota; Agaricomycetes; Polyporales; Polyporaceae. Gene Ontology annotation, cellular component: membrane. Gene Ontology annotation, biological process: Golgi vesicle transport.
CUACCACUUCUUCGAGUCCGUUCCGAAAGUCCACACGCUCCUUUACCUGCUACCCUGGCAGUUGUCGCUCUCAUACGGGCUACAGCCAGACAAACGCGACCACUCAAAGCAUCACUGCGCUUCGAGCCGUUCCACCUCCCCUCGGCAGCGCUUCCCCGCGUGGACCCUGCCUCGGCCACAUAUACAUAGAUCACUCGCUCCCGCAUAUCCUCGCUCAGCCCUUUCGUUCUCGCUUGAAGUUAUCGAAGCUACAUGUCGACGGACCCGUACCACGCGGUGCAGCAGGAGAUCCAGUCGUCUCUGCAGACGGCGGCGACGCUCCGCGCGUCGUACCUCCGCAUCCGCAGCACGGCGCGGGAGGAUAGCGAAGAGCUCGUGUGGGCGCGGAAUGAGCUGAAGGCGACGCUUGCGGCUUUGGAAGCGGACUUGGAGGAUCUGGAGGAGAGUGUGAAUGUUGUCGAGAGUACGGGAGCACGACUGUUUGGUCUGGAGGAGACUGAGGUCAUCGAGCGGAGGCGGUACGUGAGCCAUGUACGGCAGGAAAUCGAGAACAUGCGCGCAGAGGUCGAGGGCGGUCGUCGGUCACGGCCUGCGUCCAUGCUUGGUGCUUCGGCUCGCGCUGUGGAGUCGGGCGCAGAACACGAGGAUAGCCAAGCGGAGUGGGCUCGACAGGAGCAACAGCUCAUGAUACGGCAGCAGGACGAGACCAUCGACACUAUUGCUGGGACAUUAAACACCAUCCACGAGCAAGCUGGUUUGAUGGGACGCGAGAUCGUCGAACACAAUGAAAUGCUCGAGGAUAUUGAGCGGGGUGUCGACCGGUCGGAGGCGAAGCUCGGCUCAGCCAUGAACAGGAUGCGCAAGUUCAUCCGCCAGACAGAGGAAACAAAGUCUGGCUGGUGUAUCAUUUUCCUGAUAAUCGUCCUUUUGGCGUUGCUACUCGCUGUGAUUUUGGUAUGAUCGGUGACAGGUAUUGGUAUUGCAUCUAUUAUUGUACUCCUUGCAUAUUCUCUCUGGGACACUCGUUUGGGACACUUUCUAUAUGUACGAUCCCUAACACUGAUUAUAGCAUGUGGCGGAAUGGUUAAUCUACGCUAGUUUGUGUUGUCAGCCCACGUGGCUACGAGACAGCAAAUUGUUUGGCCGUUGUUUGUCCAACCGGCAGCCUCCGCCGUGAAGGUCCUCGGCCGGUCGACGUUGGCUUUCUUCCUUACGCUCGGUCGUGCUGGUCGACGACGACGACAGCCGCCAUCCCUGUCCGCCUUUGCAAGUGAUACCUAGCACAGUUUCUACUUU